Populus nigra (black poplar) is the source of this 1373-nucleotide messenger RNA. RefSeq names its product legumin B-like. NCBI's taxonomy places the organism in Eukaryota, Viridiplantae, Streptophyta, Magnoliopsida, Malpighiales, Salicaceae. The record is from RefSeq and is a predicted model, not a curated record. The transcript has 4 exons. Gene Ontology annotation, molecular function: nutrient reservoir activity. Bases 88 to 1179 code for a protein of 363 amino acids.
UCACAACUCAAUAUCCCUCUGUAAGUUUAGCAGCUGAAUUUCUCAUCCCCUGCAUUCGCACUUGUUCAAGAAAGUUACUCAACACAAAUGGCAUCCAUGGAUUUCGACUUAUCUCCGAGGUUAGCCCAACAGUUAUUUGAUGGAGAAGCUGGAUCUUACCACAGCUGGUCAAGUUCUGAGUUUCCGUUGCUAGCAGAGGAAAAGGUUGGUGCAGGAAGACUUGUCCUUCAGCCUCGUGGUUUUGCUCUUCCCCAUUAUGCCGAUUCCUCUAAACUUGGCUAUGUUCUGCAAGGUAGUGAUGGAAUAGUGGGAAUGGUGCUCCCAAACUCGUCAGAAGAGGUGGUGUUAAGACUCAAGAAAGGAGACGUGAUACCGUUGCCUCUUGGAGCAUUGUCUUGGUGGUACAACAAUGGAGAUCACUCAGAAGAAGUCGUUGUAGUUUUCUUAGGGCAAACUUCCAAGGCACACAUCCCUGGCGAAUUCACCUACUUCUUCUUGAGUGGAGGCCAAGGUAUCAUGGGAGGGUUCUCGACAGAAUUCAUUAGCAGAGCUUAUAAGAUGAACGAAAAGGAAGCGAACAAGCUUGCUAAAAGCCAGACUGGGAUUUUGCUCAUUAAGCUAGAGCCUGGAAUAAGCAUGCCCCACCCUAACACGGAAAUUGUUGAAAAAAUGGUGUACAACAUUGAUGCUGCUUUGGCUGACGUUGAUGUCAGAGGGGGUGGUGUGUUUAAGGCAUUGACAGCAGCUAGAUUUCCUUUUCUUGAAGAAGCAGGCCUAAGUGUUAACCAUGUGAAAUUGGAAGCUAAUGCCAUGUACUCGCCAUCAUACACCGCCGACGGCACAUUUCAAGUUUUUUAUGUUGCCAGGGGCACCGGCCGCGUCCAGGUUGUGGGGAUUGGUGGUAAGCGUGUCCUGGACACCAAAAUACAGGCUGGUCAAUUACUUGUUGUGCCAAGAUUCUUCGUGGUUGCUCAGAUUGCUGACAGUGAAGGAAUGGAGUUUGUUUCCAUUCUCCCUGGUACAAGCCCCGGCGUUGAACAGUUUUCGAGCAAGAAAUCAGUGUGGAAUGCUUUAUCUCCAAUAGUUUCACAAGUUGCUCUAAGCGUGACUCCAGAGUUUGAGGAAUUUUUCAAGUCCAAUAUGCAGAAGACCACUAUUUUUAUCCCGCCCACCAAUUAAAUCUGAAAAAUUAAUAUUAAUGUCUGUGUAUGAUCAUCUCCUCUUUCGGUCGAUCAGGUUGUAAUGAAUAAUAUGUUGAGGUGUUAGAUAGCACAUCAGCAAUUGUGGGAGCCAUAUGAAAGAAUAUUGAUGAUAUUUGAGAAUAUUAAUUAUGACUUCUGAGGAUUGCACUAGAACAGUCUCUCAUUUAAUUA